AUGAAGGUCUUGUUGACCGGCGGUAGCGGAUUUCUCGCUGCGCAUUGCUUAAAUGAGUUACUCAAACGCGGGCACGAUGUGGUCGUCACUGUCCGAUCCGAUGAGAAGGGGCACUACCUGCAAGAAUUGUUCAAGGGCAAGCCAGUCUCGUAUACGAUUGUCAAAGACAUUGCGGUAGAAGGGGCGUUCGAUGAGGCCGUCAAGGCCGACCCUCCGUUUGAAGCCGUUGUGCACACUGCCAGUCCUUUCCAUUUCAAAGUCAUAGACAACAAGAAAGACUUACUUGAUCCCGCGAUCAACGGGACGACAGGGAUCCUGAAGGCUAUCCACAAGUCAGCAAAAUCUGUCAAACAUGUGGUGAUCACGUCAUCUUUCGCUGCCUUGUCGAAUUACCGCAACCCGCCUGCUGUAUACAACGAAGAGAUCUGGAAUGAUAUGACCAUGGAAGAAGCUCUGGCGGCACCUGAUCCACAGGCGGCUUAUAGAGCGAGCAAAAAGUUCGCCGAAAAGGCCGCUUGGGACUUUGUGAAGAUAGAGAAUCCGAACUUCACUCUCACCUCCCUCAAUCCACCCAUGAUAUACGGACCGGUGCUUCAUCAAGUCACAUCAUUGGAGGAACUGAACACUUCCAGCCUGCGGAUAUUGAAUCUCUACCGUGGCACCCCACGAUCUGGACCAGUUGGGUCGCCUAUUCAUGUUGAUGUUCGAGACUUGGCACUGGCCCAUGUGCUGGCCAUUGAAAGACCUCAAGCUGCCAAUCAGAGAUUCUUUGUUGCCGCUCAGAUGGCCACCGAGAGGCAGCUCCGGGAGAUUAUGGAAGACGCCUUCCCAGAAAUCAAAAGAAAUCUCCGAGAUGAGUUGGUUGACAAGCUUCCACCAUAUGGUAUCGACAACACUAAAUCCAUCAAGGUCUUGGGCAUCACAUAUCGGCCGCUCAAGGAGACAAUCGUUGAUGCGGCCAAGUCCCUGAAGGCACUUGGGGCAUAG
Cladophialophora psammophila CBS 110553 is the source of this 987-nucleotide messenger RNA. RefSeq names its product dihydroflavonol-4-reductase. The transcript is spliced from 2 exons. Gene Ontology annotation, molecular function: oxidoreductase activity, acting on the CH-OH group of donors, NAD or NADP as acceptor. NCBI's taxonomy places the organism in Eukaryota, Fungi, Ascomycota, Eurotiomycetes, Chaetothyriales, Herpotrichiellaceae. The coding region runs from base 1 to 987 and encodes 328 amino acids. The record is from RefSeq and is a predicted model, not a curated record.